Molecule: messenger RNA, 1860 nt
Organism: Zophobas morio
Lineage: Eukaryota; Metazoa; Arthropoda; Insecta; Coleoptera; Tenebrionidae
Product: glucose dehydrogenase [FAD, quinone]-like
Exons: 3
Coding region: 1-1860 (619 amino acids)
Molecular function (GO): oxidoreductase activity, acting on CH-OH group of donors; flavin adenine dinucleotide binding
Source: RefSeq, a predicted model, not a curated record
AUGUACUUGAAAGUAUUUGCUAUAUUAUUUCUAUUGGUACCACUUUACGGUGACCAAAACGAUUCAACUGUCAACUAUUAUGUGAACUUAAUCAGCAACACUACUCAAAAUGCUCUCACGUACCAAUGGCCUACAAAUGCUUACGAGUACUAUUCAAAUGAAAAACCCAAAAAAUACGGACGCUACGACUUUGUGGUGAUUGGAGCCGGUGCUGGUGGUUCCGUAGCUGCUAGUCGUCUAUCAGAAAUUGAAAGCUGGAACGUGUUAGUACUGGAAGCUGGCGACUAUGGAGACAAUGCCACUGAUGUUCCUGGCCUGUACAGUCCCAUUGGAUACACUGAUUACAACUGGGCUUACAACGGAACACCACAGACAACAUGCUGUUUAGGUGCUCGAAAUCACAUUUGUCUGUAUCCCCGAGGCAAAGGCGUUGGUGGUACCACUUUAAUUAACGGUUUAGUUUACGCUCGAGGCUUCAAGUCCGACUUCGACCAAUGGGGAAAAUUUGCCAACGAUAAGCGAUGGGGGUACGACUCGGUACUACACUAUUUCAAAAAAUCCGAGAAUUUUGUUCACAACGAUAAACAAGCACCCUAUGAUCCUUCGUAUCAUGGAAUCGGAGGCUAUCUACGUGUAGAGUACCACCAACCAAACAGUCCACAACUGAAUGCUUUUUUGAAAGCUAACGAAGAACUGGGUUUCGAUAUUGCGGACUAUAAUGCCAAUAAGCUGGGGGCGUCACAGACGCAAAUCAACACAAUCAGUGGGAGAAGACUAGAUGGUGCCAAAGCUUUCCUUCGCCCGGUACGACAAAGAAAAAAUCUGAAGAUUUUAACGCAUAGUUACGUUACGAAAAUAUUGACAGAUAAAGGGGUCGCUAGAGAGGUCGAGUUUAGUCACAAGGGUAAAAAUUAUUUCAUUGAAGUAGAGAAAGAAGUGGUCCUUGCAGCCGGUGCUAUUGGUAGUUCACAAAUAUUAAUGUGGUCGGGGAUUGGCCCUAGAAAACAUUUAGAAGAUUUAAAGAUUGAUGUGGUUGCUAAUUUGGAAGUCGGUACUGUUCUCAGAGAUAGCAGUCUCUUCUAUGGAAUUACGGUUCACACUAACUACACCGAACCGGUACGACCUUUAAGAGAUUACGUUGAAGACUAUUUGAACGAUGUGGGCCCUUUCGCGAUUGCUAAUAAUAAUGCAGGAAUAGGUUUCUACGAAUCUAGCUACACGAAAGGUACUGGUACACCUGAUAUAGAGCUAGAGUUUGUUGCGGCAAAUGCCACAAACUCACUUUCGGCGAAAAGUUUUGGGCUGACUGAAGAAACGUACGAAGAUUUGUGGAAGAACGUCAACAUACCUCAGUCGUUUAUUGUUUAUAUUGUCAGCUUACACGACGUAUCCAAGGGUACUAUCAGAUUGAAGAGUAAAAAUCCGUACGAAUAUCCUGUGAUCGAUUCAAAUCUUCUGUCGGAUUCUGCCAACAAGGAUAUAAAGAUCCUUUAUGAAGGGGUUCAACUGGUUCUGAAAUUGCUCAAGACGAACGCUUUUCGAGCGAUGAACGCUACUUUACAAGGAAGGCCUUUAAGAGCUUGUAGAAAGCAUGAGUACCUUUCUGAAGGCUACUGGUACUGCGCUAUACGACAAGUGUCUUCCAGCUUGUACCAUCAGCUGGGAACCUGUCCCAUGGGAACCGAUCCCAAAAAAGGGGCUGUUGUAGAUUCAGAGUUGAAAGUGUUUGGUUUCAGAAAUCUGAGAAUCGCGGAUGCUAGUGUUCUUCCGUUACCUUUGGCAGGUCAUCCGAAUGCAGUUACUGUUAUGGUCGGAGAGCAGCUGGGGGAUCUAGUUAAGCUCACUUAUAACGAAAAAUAA